Rubroshorea leprosula is the source of this 1109-nucleotide messenger RNA. The record is from the annotation of a GenBank genome assembly. NCBI's taxonomy places the organism in Eukaryota, Viridiplantae, Streptophyta, Magnoliopsida, Malvales, Dipterocarpaceae.
AUAUCCUAAAUCUUUAAUUGAAAGUUGAAACCCUGUUAACACUCAUCGCAGAUCGGAAUUGUCAACAAAUUGUAUGCUCGUCUUUUCUGAUUCGAAGCCAAAAUGAAUAUCUUCCGAUUAGCCGGCGACAUGACUCACCUCGCCAGCAUUCUCGUCUUGCUCCUCAAGAUCCACACCAUCAAGUCCUGCGCUGGCAUUUCUCUGAAGACACAAGAACUCUAUGCCAUCGUUUUUGCUACUCGUUAUUUGGACAUUUUUACUGAUUUUAUAUCAGUGUACAACACCAGCAUGAAGCUGAUAUUCUUGGGGAGUUCAUUUUCAAUUGUUUGGUACAUGAGGCACCACAAGAUUGUCCGAAGGUCUUAUGACAAAGAUCAAGACACCUUCCGCCACUAUUUCCUUGUAUUGCCUUGCAUACUUUUGGCCCUUCUUAUAAACGAGAAGUUCACCUUUAAGGAGGUAAUGUGGACAUUUUCUUUGUAUUUAGAAGCUGUUGCCAUACUUCCCCAGCUUGUACUCUUACAAAGGACUAGAAACAUAGACAACCUGACAGGGCAGUACAUAUUUCUUCUUGGUGCAUACCGAGCAUUAUACAUUCUUAACUGGAUCUAUCGCUACUUCACUGAGCCAUACUUUGUCCACUGGAUACCUUGGAUUUCUGGGCUCGGUCAGACAUUGCUGUAUGCUGACUUCUUCUACUACUACUUUGACAGCUGGAAGAACAACAGAAAACUACAAUUGCCUGCUUGAUGCUCAUCCAAGGUGGGAGGAUACGCUACUGUCACAGUUAGGACAGCUGAUCCCCUCAUCUUUUGCUUGGGUACUGCGAUACAAAUUUAGACGAUUAGAGUUACUUUAGGGGAUGCAGCACCUACGUCAAUUGUUUCUAGGCUAUAAAGAGUUUUUGCAUUAGGAUUUUAAGUGGAUAUCAAUCGUGCAACAUUUAUUUGGAAAAUUACUUAUUGUAUCAAAUUACCAGUCCGAUUUCCAGUUAACUCUGAAUCAAGGUAACGAGAUUGUAUUUUAACUUGCAAUUGCUCCUCUGGUUGGAAUGUUAAUUGAAUCUAAUCUUGUUGUAUUCUACACAUCCUAGCUUGCAAUUACAAAUU